Messenger RNA from Fusarium redolens, 426 nucleotides. RefSeq lists its product as uncharacterized. NCBI's taxonomy places the organism in Eukaryota, Fungi, Ascomycota, Sordariomycetes, Hypocreales, Nectriaceae. The transcript is spliced from 2 exons. The coding region runs from base 122 to 343 and encodes 73 amino acids. The record is from RefSeq and is a predicted model, not a curated record.
AUAUCGCUAUUAUGGAGUUCUACUUAUAAGCUGCCAAACCCAACCUUCCAACAACCCAGAGGUUAACUACCUCCGUAGUCGCGUCAAGCUCCUCGAAGAGGAUAACGACUACGUCAACAAAAUGAACGACGAGCUGCGAGAGCAAAACGACCGCCUCAUCACCGAAAAUGAGGAGCUUAAAGAGAAGCUGCAAGGAUUACACAGUUCUAUAUAUAUAUCUAAUAUGAAGAUACGGAGUCAUUCAUUUUCACCCAACCGUCGUAUCAACAUCAACUACUCAGUCCGUUCAACCCGGAAGCGCGCCGGGAGUAAGCCUUACAUUCAGCUCCGGGGCCCACAAUAACACGGCCAGCGACGCAUUCCUUGCUACGACAGUUGCAAGAAGUUGACUACCGCCUUGCCGAUUAUGCUGACAACUACGAAAGA